AGGUUCUGCCCCAGGGUGUGAAGUACUGAGAAAAAGAUUUAACAGAGAUGCUAAUACAGCAGCUUCAGAAGUGAUGGAGGAGGGCAGGUGAAAAUAACCUAAUCCAGAGCAGCACUUGAGGAUUUCAUGCCUAGAAAGAUUCUCGUAUCCCAAAGAAGCCCUUAAACAUGACCACACUUCCUAGGUCCUCUUGUACGGUGUUGCUGCCAAGAUGAGAUACUCUAUGAACACCCACAUGCCUUACCUACAGUAUAGGAUUGAAAAUGGAUAGUCCUGUGAACAUAGUUCCUUGAGCAAUGGAAGAUGUGUUUUCAGCAGUUACUAUUGCCCUCCUUGAGGGUUUUUCUUCUUCAUAAUCUGAAUGGACAAGACCCUCACCUGCUAGCACGGAGAAACCUAGAAAACGUAGGGGAGUUGAUGCUCACUGAGGAUUAAAAUCUCCUGAAGAGUCUCUCCCUCCUGAAGCCAGGACUGACCAGUUAUAGACACAAAAGUGAGUCACUCGUAGCCAGAGUUGGAAUGUGGCGCAAGCUGAAAAAAUAUCCAAUCCUGGCCAGCUCCCCACAGAGACUGGGGCUCCAGAGAGCUGGUUCGAUGCCCAGAACUGAAUGCUGUGCUCCAGCUGUGGCCUCACCGGUGCUGAAUAGAGAGGAAGAGCCACCUUCAUAGCUUACAUGUGAUUCCUCUGCUUAUACAACCCAAUACUGGAUUUACUUACUUUGGCAAGAUAGCUGCAUUGUGCACUGUAUUUAAUGUUACGUGUACUGUAACCCUGGGUCUUUCUCUGCAUUGCUGCCGUUAAACCCCCAAUCCUGCCAAUCUAGAACUCCUGCCUUUGUUUACCCACACCCCCUCCCCCGUAGACCCUUCUUACAUUCAUCCACAAUGAAUGUCAUCUUUAUUCUCUCAUUUCCUUUCACUCCAGUCUUAAACUUUGGCGAAACCUUCCUUCUGUCUAUAAAUUAUCGGUUGUCAGCCAUCUUACUUUCCUCCUUGCUUUGGUAAUGGGACAAUCUUUCAAGCCUUUUCUCUGGUUCUUUUCCUGUUGGAGUCAUUAACCACGUGGUGUUUCUUCCAAACCGAAUACCUCCAGACUCUUCUGAUUUGACCACCUGAUCAAGUUGUUACCUCUCCUUUAGUUCUUCUUUCCAGAUUUUCUUGACUCCUCCUGACCUCUAUUCCUCUGACUUCGUUCAAGAUACAGUAUUAUCUCACUCCUCUUCCCCAGAGGGGAGAUUGUAUAUUGAUUUACCAGGAAAUUUCUAGUAAUAAGGAAAGUGUUACUCUUCUCCAUUGUGAAUAGACUGGUCUUUAAUAAUUUUAAGCAAAUUCUUUCCCUGUCCCUACCCCCUCCCUGAGAUCAUAAUUAAAAAAAAAAAAAAGUUAGAGGUUAAUUUUCCAUACAUUUCUAAGACUAGUGAGCUAAAGAAAGAAGGAAGGGCAGUGAGGUGGGUAUUUGCGUUGGGUAGGAAAUGGCCUUUCAAGAAGGCUAAACUGAGAUUCUUGUUGGGUUUGGCAUGGCUGUCUGAAAUGGGAGGUGAGACUUUGUUUUUCCUAGAUUCUGGAGCAUUCUCUUAAUCUCAGAUUUAGAGUAGGUUUUUAAGUUGGCUUAUUUAGGACUGUUGACACAGACACACAGUUAUUUAAUUGCCUGCUUUGGUUCAUCAUUUAGAGUGUGGGAAGUGUAACUUUUUCUGAUUGGAAGGUCUCCAUAUGCUCCUUUUAUCCAUUUCUUAAGUCCCUGCAGUUCCACUGAAUUCCAGUGUCUCCUGUAGUGGUGGUCAAGUUCAUGUUUGAGUUCUCACCUUUUUUUUUUUUUCUAUCUUAGUUGAUGUGUCCCUAUUCAAACAGCCUCUCCUUGGAUCUGUGGAUCUUUUACUGAACUCAGAAGGUACCUCUUAUGUGUACUUAUGUCUUGAGAGAGUUAAAGUCCAUCUGGAAAUCUUUUUAACAUUAUUUCAACAUAUCAAAUUCCUAUCGUAUGGAUUUACGAAUUACCAAACAUUUUUCCUGCAGACCCCUGAUAGAUAUUUUACAUAUCAGCACAUUACACUAUUAAAGUGUAUUACAGAAGUACACUAUGAAGAAAGAUGUGGCAAGAUCUCUUAGCCUUUUUUGAUGAAAUAUAGAAUGUAUCCUGACUAUUCUUCGGUCUCUAAAAUCAUUAGAUAUUACUAGUUUCCUUAUUCACAGUUACAUAAGCCAAGUAAAAUUGUAAGCUCAAUUUGGUGGUUUCAAAGAAAGCCAAUCUUUUCUGUGGUUUUCUAUCAUGUAUAUAGUCAAUGAUUUGUGGCUUUGCUUUAUGCCCAUAUCACAUCCUGAGAAGGCUGGCACCUUUCUUCAAAGGAACAUCAGUUUUAUUCCUUGUCUUCUGAAAUAACCCUCAGUGACAGAUCCCACUGGGCUCUUCUGUGUGCUGCAUGCUUUUCUCUAGGCAGCCAGUAAGGAGUGAGUGGUGGCAUCUCCAUUUAUGGCCUUGGAAGGGUGAAAGGGACAUGGCCGGGACUCUCCAUGUAUGGUCCUUGGAGGAGUUGAAAAGAGUGGUUGGGGUGUUCUUGGAGGCAGAAACUAGACAUUGUGAGAUAAAAAUAAAUUGGCAGGAGAUGUUUGCAAUUCAAAUUCCAAUCCCUGCAAGGAGCGCAGAGGGCACUGGGAAAGGGGAGUAUAUAGAAAGUCAAAUGAGAUCUGCUGCAGGCAUUUGUCUCCUUCCAUUGGAAGGGUUGCCCUGUGACACAUUUCCCAAGUUCCUGCCCGAUUUUUCUCUAGAAAGUUCUGUGUUAUGUAGUUGUGACUAUCUUUUACAAAGAGAAAGAGAGGGAACACUUUUUUAAAGAGUGUAUUAAUCAGAAACCUCAGUUCUUUAAGGCAUCGUUGGAGGCAUCAGAAGAGAUUUCUAGAAAGAGGCAGGGAGAGGCAGGGGCGUAUGCAGGGGGUAGGCUGGCUGGUUUUCUGACGGGAGCCUGCUCACUGCUCUGUUUAUGUCUGAGGAAGAUCAUCCUGUGUGUCCUGCUUGGAUUAUUCCUUUUGCCCAUCUGGAUUUCUGGUCUCAAAGGACAGAUCUGCAAAAUAUUUGACGGUGUCUUGUCGUUUGUCAACUGUGAUUUAAAGAUGCGGAACUUUCGUGGAGGUUUUGUAAAGAUUAUUAAGAGUUGUUUCAGUUUGGUGAGAAUAUGUGAUAUAUUGGCUUAUGGAAAGUAAUCUCACAUUUAGGAGAAACCUACAGUCUGGCUAACAUGUAUACAUUAAGUCUGAGGUGAACAGGUUUUGUAGAGUUGUGUCAGAAAGUAUUUGAGAGCCAUCAGGGAAAAAGGGUCUUGUUUCUCUCAAGAAAAUUCUGAGUGAAAUCCAGUCAAGGAGAAGGGAGCUUCAAAGGAACAAAAGCAGCAGAGAUGGGAUAGACACUGGAUAGCACUGAACUAAAUGUGGAUGCUGGGACUAAGUCCUUGAUUUAUCCUUUAAAACAUGUAAGACAGUUAAAGAAGCAGGGCGAAUGAUCGGAAGUAUGCAUUGAAAGACCAUGAAGAAAAUGGAAGUGUUGUGCAAGAUAAUAAAAUUGUCCGCGUUUUCUCUGUGGACUCACAUAGUGAUUUUUAUUUGCUGUGUGGCACAAGGCAGAGAAGGAAGUAAGAUGAUACCCUGUCCACCUCACUUCCCUCCCCGCCCCCCCCCAAAAGAAAUUAUUGGCCUUCUUUGUUGGUUUUAGCUGGCAAUUUGUGUUGGUUGAAUUGAUGAGUACUGGCUAAUCUUUUGAUGUAGGAAUGAGUAUAUUGUUUCUGGAUGGUUGGUGUUUGAGACUGGGGAUCUGUAGCAUAAUCCGUUUGACCUCUUUCAAAUUUUAGCAACCUCCCUAAAGAUAGAGUAAGUUAGUUAAGGACUAUGGACUUCGUAAGUAAUAUGUUUUAUUAGCUGAUUCAUUUAGACAAUUGUUUUGACCCUGUUUUCCUUCUUAGGAGUAAGGAAGGUUAUAUUCUUUGCUUUGGGAAAUUCUUCUUUCUGUCCUCCCUUCCCUCACUUUUUCCAAAUUCUGGGCACAAUAGCAGCUCUUUUCUCUUCUGUGGCAGGUGUGCAUCCUAUUGGCUGGCUGGUAUUUCUUGUUUUCUUUUUUUUUUUUCUUAUUCUUUUUAAAGGGGGGGUGGGGGUAUAAAAAUAUAUGUAUGGGAUACAUGCAAUAAUGUUGUAAUGUUUCUUGUUGUUUAAUGGAUGAUUAAUUGCAAAAUAAUUGUUUGAAUUAUAACAUGUUUGAGUAAAUGCUAAAUUAGUUUUUUUUUCUAAUAUAAUAAUGAAUUUGAAAUCUAGCAUUCCUGUAACAAUGUGUCUAUGUUUGUCUGUCUGUGUCUGUCUAAUAGUAAUUAAUAUCUGUGGUCCGUACCUGGAAGAGGAAGUACAGCUUUAAAGGAAUAACAAAAGACUUUGUGUCUUAGACCCUUCGCAGGUGUUACAGUCGGGUGAAAGAACAUGGUGUUGGGAAAAGAAAGAGCAGUUACACAUUUGAACAGUUGGAACAGGUGUUUGGUCAGGGAGGAUGGGAUGCUCAGCCCUGCCAGCCUGUACUUAUUAACAGUAGUGGCUUGUACCAGGAGCUGGAGUCAGAUGGCAGCACUAUGGAGGACUAUUCACAGGAGGACUGGGGAAACCACAGUCAGGAUCUCCAUGGCUAUCCAACAGAUCAGGAAUUGGAUGAAAUACCUCUCACAAAGAGAACAUUAAAAAUAAAACAAGAAUCUUCUGAAGAGGCACAGAAGAGAGACAUCAUGCAAAAUAUCGUCCAGAUUUUGGAAUCAGUACAAUUGAAAUGGGAACUGUUUCAGAGCUGGACGGACUUUUCAAGGCUUCAUCUUUCUAACAAACUGGCCAUUUUUGGAAUCGGUUAUAACACCCGUUGGAAAGAGGAUAUUCGUUACCAUUAUGCUGAGAUCAGCUCCCAGGUGCCCCUCGGCAAGCGACUGCGGGAAUACUUCAACUCCGAGAAGCCCGAGGGACGGAUCAUUAUGACCCGCGUGCAGAAAAUGAACUGGAAAAAUGUUUACUACAAGUUUUUAGAGAUCACCAUUAGCGAAGCUCGGUGCUUGGAGCUGCACAUGGAGAUUGACUGGAUACCCAUUGCCCAUUCCAAACCAACCGGGGGGAACGUGGUUCAGUAUUUAUUACCGGGAGGCAUUCCCAAAAGUCCAGGCCUUUAUGCCAUUGGCUACGAAGAAUGUAUGGAGAGGCCCCCGUCUCCACACCUGGAGCGACAUUCUCUGGACCCGGGAAAGGAGGGCCGGGUUGACUUGGAGACCCUCUCAGCACAAGCCUCGUUACAGGUGGAAAUCGAGCCCACCCGAAUAAUCUAUUGCUACCUCGGGAUUGCUGAGGUCAGGACUCUCCAGCAAUGCUUAUUUUUACAUUUCCAAGCAAAUACCAAAACCUUCAGCAAAGAUUGGGUUGGUAUUAAUGGGUUUUUGUCCCAGAACUGUAUUGUGGAUCCCGGAGUCUCCCCCAAAUCUAUCUAUAUCAAAUUUGUAGAAGUAGAGAGGGAUUUUCUUUCCGCCGGCUCUUUAGUUGAGUGCCUGGAAAAAGCCAUUGGAUACCCCUUAAAAUUUAACAACUGAACGUCAUCCUUCAUAAGGAUUUGGGCUCUUAACCUCCCUUCUCUACUCUCUCUGCAUUCCCGAGACUGCCCCCUUAUCCAGAUGCUGCCAUCAGACUCUUCACAGAAACUCGUUCCACAGUUGGGCCAGUACAACUUCAACUGAAUUAUACCAGACUUUGGGCAGAAAAAGCAGACCUCACCUGAAAAUGCUCAUUUUGAGCAAACAAGAUUCACAGCGAACUUGCAUGGUGGGUCAGCUGUUCUUUUUUUAAAAACAAAAAGAUAAUUUUUAAAUGGAUUUUAGAGCCCUAAUAUAAACAAAUGUAGGUACAUUCCAUAUUGGACAAAACUUACACUUUUGAGUUUCAUAUGAAAUUGAAAAAUUGUAUUUUUUUCACAAUGUUUCAUUUUUACACAUCUCUAUGUCUCUAUAUAAGUAUUAUUUACAACCCUGAAUAAAUAAGCAAUAGAUAAUGGCAAGUUAAAUCGCGAGUCACAGUAAAUAAGACUGUUUUUCAAUAUCACCCUUAGCUACUAUUGUAUAUAAUUUAGAGUUUCAUUUUUUUCACCAGCCAAGUGUUUUGCUAUUCCCAAUCAGUGUUGCCUGCAAAGACCUUUGUUUCUGUGAUGUACCAACUUUAUGGUUGUGUUGCCAUUUGAACUUUUUAAAAAAAAAAAAAUUAUUAAAGUAAUUCUUGGCCUCUUGGA
Molecule: messenger RNA, 6280 nt
Organism: Lontra canadensis (Northern American river otter)
Lineage: Eukaryota; Metazoa; Chordata; Mammalia; Carnivora; Mustelidae
Gene: MSANTD2
Product: Myb/SANT DNA binding domain containing 2
Exons: 5
Coding region: 4602-5591 (329 amino acids)
Source: RefSeq, a predicted model, not a curated record